AUCCAAACAAGCCCUAGAGGAACUCAUCACGUCAAAGCAAAAUGAGUAGCUAGUCAUUGGGCUGGCCCGGUCCCUUUAAAAAGGCAUCAAGGAGAGGGAGGAGAUAGAAAAGAGAGAGAGAGAGAUGUCGUAUUUGUUGCCGCAUCUACACUCAGGAUGGGCGGUGGAUCAGGCGAUCCUGGCCGAGGAGGAGCGCCUCGUCGUCAUCCGCUUUGGCCACGACUGGGACGAGACUUGCAUGCAGAUGGAUGAAGUGCUGUCUUCGGUUGCCGAGACUAUAAAGAACUUUGCAGUGAUAUACUUGGUUGAUAUCACAGAGGUACCAGACUUCAACACCAUGUACGAGCUUUACGAUCCAUCGACAGUCAUGUUCUUUUUCCGCAACAAACAUAUCAUGAUCGAUCUUGGAACUGGGAACAACAACAAGAUCAACUGGGCCAUGAAGGACAAGCAGGAGUUCAUCGACAUAGUUGAGACCGUGUUUAGAGGUGCAAGGAAAGGACGUGGUCUUGUUAUUGCUCCCAAAGAUUACUCCACCAAGUACCGAUACUGAUACUGCUUUGCGUACUGGAUGCCUUGCUGUGUACUUGGAUAAAAUUGUAGACAUUGGCCUAUACAAUGCUAGGCUUAAUGCUAUUGGUAUUGUGUAAAAUGCUGGCUUUAUUGACGAUGAGUAUCUUUGCUUUUUCGGAAACAAAGCUUGCUGCACUAGCUGUACGUUUGAUGAUUUGGAGACGAUGAGACUUAUUUUUAGCUCUGGAUUCCUUUUGUCUAUGAUAUAUUGUGCUGGGCAGUGUUGGUUA
Molecule: messenger RNA, 803 nt
Organism: Asparagus officinalis (garden asparagus)
Lineage: Eukaryota; Viridiplantae; Streptophyta; Magnoliopsida; Asparagales; Asparagaceae
Product: thioredoxin-like protein YLS8
Exons: 2
Coding region: 125-553 (142 amino acids)
Biological process (GO): mRNA splicing, via spliceosome
Cellular component (GO): U5 snRNP; U4/U6 x U5 tri-snRNP complex; spliceosomal complex
Source: RefSeq, a predicted model, not a curated record